Messenger RNA from Neolamprologus brichardi, 787 nucleotides. It is a transcript of the gene msmp1, whose product is annotated as microseminoprotein, prostate associated 1. The record is from RefSeq and is a predicted model, not a curated record. NCBI's taxonomy places the organism in Eukaryota, Metazoa, Chordata, Actinopteri, Cichliformes, Cichlidae. Gene Ontology annotation, cellular component: cytoplasm.
CCGUGUGGAUGUGUCAUUGUUUCUAACACUUCGGAGGUUCAUGCCUGCUGAAGCGCAUCGAGGAGAUCUCCAGAGUGCCAAAAGCGUGCCAAGACACAACUUUACCCUCCCCUCUACACAACACCUCCAGCUCCUCAUUCCCAACGGAUGUCACCGCUGACACUCUCCACAGCCAAGUCUGUGGGCCACAUGACGGUGCAAGCCACACCUCCACGCCAUGGUCAUGAACCCUCAAAGCAUAUAAAUGAGGGAAGAAAAGGAGAAGAGGAAUCACAAGCUGACCAGACAUGAUAAAGAUGGAGCUCUCCAGGGUUCACUUGUUGCUUGGAGCCGUAGGGUUUCUUCUGUGGACCAGCGGUGGCUCUGCUGCACCCAUGGAGUGCCACUUCAGCUCCAGAGCUCUGUGUGUGUACGAGGGGAGGCACUACUCACUGGGUGAAACCUGGAUGGACAACGCUUGCAUGCAAUGCACCUGUCUGCACCCUGUUGGGGUCGGUUGCUGUGAGACAGUGCAUCGGCCGGUGGAUUUCCCCGCAUGGUGUGAAGUGCAGGUGGAGCCAGUGACCUGCAAAGUGUUUCUAGUCCAGUCAGCUGACCCCCGCCUGCCCUGCUCCCCGGGUGAAGCGAACAAGGACCCGAGCCAUGGAUCGCUUCAGCUGCAGCAGCAUCUCGAAGGCUAGAACGCAACUAGCACUGAGUAACUCUGCCGCCACUCUGCCUGCCCAUGGAGCCGAUACUCAUUACAGUUAGAUAUCCAUAACCAUUACUCAUCUUCAGUAUAUGAAUU